Racocetra fulgida is the source of this 618-nucleotide messenger RNA. The record is from the annotation of a GenBank genome assembly. Lineage: Eukaryota; Fungi; Glomeromycota; Glomeromycetes; Diversisporales; Gigasporaceae.
CAAAUUCGGGUAAUGUCGUCAACGUUUGCAAACUACCGUCGACAUUAUGAAGCGUUAGAAAUUUCGCAACAUGCAGAUCGAAAUUUAAUAAAAGCACAAUUUUACAAAUUAUCCAAAAAAUAUCAUCCAGAUGUAAAUUUUAAUGAUGAAAAAGCGCACAACAAAUUUUUACAAAUCAACGAAGCAUAUUCAAUAUUAGGCAAUGAAAAGAGUCGAAGAGAGUAUGAUCGAACAUUGACACAACAAAGCGUACGUAGUAAUAGUGGAAAUUCCAUAAAUAGAACAACGAUUCAUUUCCGACCUAAAAUCCGAAGGCAGCGAAAACAAAAUUAUGGAAUGUAUGGUAAUCCCUCAGAAAGGACAACAUUUGAAUCAAAUAAUGAAAGCGAACAAGAAUAUCAGGACCAACGAAAGAAAUUGAAAUUUAAUUUUAAUGAACAUUUUCAGAGACAUUAUGAGGUUGAGAAAAAAAGAGCACAGGCAUCAGCAGAAAAAGAAAAAGAGAUGGAGACAAUUAAAGAACAUUUGCAAUUAAGCCGAAGGUAUACGCGAAUAGUAUUAAUUGUUGGUCUUUUGAUGAUUGCUGGAGGAGGAACGAGUGGAGUUGUAAGUUUAUAG